This is a messenger RNA of Coccinella septempunctata (seven-spotted ladybird), 2039 nucleotides long. RefSeq lists its product as uncharacterized. NCBI's taxonomy places the organism in Eukaryota, Metazoa, Arthropoda, Insecta, Coleoptera, Coccinellidae. The transcript is spliced from 4 exons. The coding region runs from base 623 to 1360 and encodes 245 amino acids. The record is from RefSeq and is a predicted model, not a curated record.
GAUGAACUUAGCUCUAAUUUAUCUGUGCAUGAAAAUUAUCUUUUAAAAUACGUUGACAAUCACAUUCCUAGUCUUGUGGAACUUUUGCCACAAGUUCUUCGUCGAGAUGCCUAAACUAAUGGCAGUUUGUCGACUAAGGCACUACCCCCUCUCCUACCUUUUUGGUACCACCAAUGGGAGACCACCUAACGGUACCUGAGCGAUUUUCACAAAAGAGAAUUGCAACAAUUGUGUUAUCUAGCAGGCAAUCGACUAUUGCUCUUACUUCUUCCACUAUUUCUACGGGUCGACCAGGUAUACUUAAGCUACCAAGCACCCUCCACCGUCCAAUAACCAGAGACUACUCCCGUACACGCCCCGCCUCAGCGUUUGUCUUCAGCUUCUUGGUGUGUGUCAUAUCCAUCAAAUAAAAGAGAUCGCAAAAGCCAUCUCACACGUACUACGAAACUAGAAGGUACUCUUAGGACAUCGCUAGCGUAGAGAAGCGAGAUUUUAGUGGCGGCGUUGUGCGGUUUGAGUAUAUCCAGUUUGACUCCGACCGCGGUCAGUAAUAGUUCGCAAAACGAGCGGGUUCCAUUUUUCGAGAGGGAACCACCAAUGUUAAGUUGGGGGAGGUGCUGUUAUGUUUCAGAUACCGAAGGAAUUACCUGGUUUGGCAACCAGCAACUAUAUCCGAUAUACUCUCUAUGUUAUCAUGGUGAUUGGUCAAUUCACUCCUUGCAUUGCGGAAUGCAAUACGAUUCAGUGGUGGACCGAUCCUUGCAACAAUACACCUGCCCCACCCAUGAUGGAGAAAUACAGACAUGGCAGAAGUGCAGAGCGUAAUGUGGUGGUGAUAAAUCAGCUGAAGAUGCUCAUCAUUAAGAGCAGGAAGGACCUGAAGGAUAUGGAGAGGUUGUACAGGAAUGAGACUGGAGGCGUUAAACAUCUGAGGCAUACUUUUGAAUGGCUCAACACAACAGAGAUGGUGAGGAGGAUAAAAUCUCCGAAGAACUUCAAGAUUAAGUUGCGAAGGCUGCAUCCGUACUUACAACGAUUUGCAGGAGCGCUAGAAAUCUUAUCCAGUACCUCCAUCAAUUCCCAGGGCCACUUCAACAAGAACAAAAGAAAUGGGAUAAUCUACGAGGCCAAGAAAAAUCUCAGGGGUCUCAUCUGCGAGGUAAACCAAGCCAUACCGAGCAGAUUUCGAAGAAAACUGUGCCUGGAGAAGAUGCACAUCGGCUUGCCCACCCAAAUGAACCUGACAGAUUCGUAUUUUUACGACGUACAAAUCUUGAAAAAUCUCAAACGGUUCCUCACGCAAAUAGAGAAGAAAGGUCUGAAACUGAGACUCAAGAAGAAACAUCGGAAGCAUGUCUGAUAGGUUCACAACGCGAAUAGGUUUAGGAUUUUUUUUACAUUUUUCUGUGAUAAUACUCUUAGAUAAUAAUGUGAUAUUCCCCCUUUACGCUAUCGAAUCGAUAAAUCACAAAAAAAAUUCAAAUUCCCCAAUAGCUAAAAAAAAAUCAGAAAUGUGUAAAAUUUAAAUUUUGCGAUUUUUUCAUUCGACACCUACUAGCGUUUUUUGAUAAGAAGACGCUUUUUUUUGGUCGAUAACUCGCAGCAAAAACACUACUUUGAUGAGUGACGUGAAGUAAUAAAAUCCUGAAAGUCAAUUUCCAAUGACAAACCCCAGAUUUCUAUAGUCACCAAAUAUCGAAAAAUUAUUUUUUUAUUUCUUAAACGUAUUCGAUAGCUCAAUUAAGUUGACAAUAUCAGUAUUCUCUGUACAAUUUGUAUGUAAUUUUUGUAUAUUUUUGUAUAGAUUUUCUCGAUUCUAGUUGUUAAUGUUUCACAUUCCAUGUCAGUAGGACAACCGUAUUUAAUUUAUUUAAUUUAUUUCAAUCUAAUUUAUUCGCCGACUCAUGAAAAUGGUUGUAUUAGGAUGUGAAAAUCGAUUUUAAUCGAAUAUUGUAAAUAUGUAUUCAAGUACGACUUUGAAUAGUUCCUCUUUUUACUUUUGUAUUUAUUUUGUACUUAAUAAAUAUUUCGAAUAAAAA